AUGGUUUCUGAAACAGAUAAAAAAAGAAUAGCCCGUUGGUAUUUUGGUGGAUUAGCCUCAGCUGGUGCUGCCUGUUGUACACAUCCCCUUGAUUUAAUGAAAGUUCAUUUACAAACUCAACAAACAGGAAAAGUUACUUUGCUUCAAAUUUCUAAAAAGAUUUAUGGCACAGAUGGUAUAAGAGGAUUUUACAAUGGUAUUUCUGCUUCUUUAUUAAGACAGUUGACAUAUUCAACAACACGUUUUGGUAUAUAUGAAACUGUUAAAAAAGCUGUUGAUGAUGGUGGCCCAAUUCCAUUUUAUAAAAAAGUUGCUAUGGCAGCUGGAUCAGGUGCUGUUGGAGGUUUUGUUGGUACUCCAGGAGAUUUAGUUAACGUCAGAAUGCAAAAUGAUGUCAAACUUCCACUUGAUCAAAGAAGAAAUUACAAACAUGCUGUUGAUGGUGUAUUUAGAAUUAUUAGAGAAGAAGGAGUUACAAGAUUAUUUAGUGGUGCUACAAUGGCUACAAGCAGAGCUUUAAUGAUGACUGUAGGACAAUUGGCAUUUUAUGAUCAAUUUAAACAAAUUAUGUUAGAAUCAGGAUAUUUUAAUGAUAAUCCUGUAACACAUUUCUUAUCUUCAUUUGCUGCUGCUAGUGUAGCAACUGUUUUGACUCAACCAAUGGAUGUUAUGAAGACAAGAAUGAUGAAUGCUAAACCCGGACAAUUUAAGAAUAUUGCUGAUUGCUUCUUGUAUACCGCAAAACUUGGACCAAUUGGAUUUUUUAAGGGUUUCAUUCCUGCAUGGGUUAGACUUGCUCCUCAUACUGUUCUUACUUUUAUUUUCUUAGAACAAUUACGUAUGAAUUUUGGUUACCUUAAAAAUUAA
Molecule: messenger RNA, 867 nt
Organism: Strongyloides ratti
Lineage: Eukaryota; Metazoa; Nematoda; Chromadorea; Rhabditida; Strongyloididae
Product: Mitochondrial substrate/solute carrier repeat and Mitochondrial carrier domain-containing protein
Exons: 1
Coding region: 1-867 (288 amino acids)
Biological process (GO): succinate transmembrane transport; thiosulfate transport; phosphate ion transmembrane transport
Molecular function (GO): thiosulfate transmembrane transporter activity; oxaloacetate transmembrane transporter activity; antiporter activity
Source: RefSeq, a predicted model, not a curated record